Molecule: messenger RNA, 3630 nt
Organism: Lacerta agilis (Sand lizard)
Lineage: Eukaryota; Metazoa; Chordata; Lepidosauria; Squamata; Lacertidae
Gene: PLCD3
Product: phospholipase C delta 3
Exons: 16
Coding region: 1-2373 (790 amino acids)
Biological process (GO): lipid metabolic process; intracellular signal transduction
Molecular function (GO): calcium ion binding; phosphatidylinositol-4,5-bisphosphate phospholipase C activity
Source: RefSeq, a predicted model, not a curated record
AUGAUUUGCGGCAGGAAGAAAAAGGCGUGCGGGGAAAAGCAGCGCCGCUGCCACCGCCAGCAGCAGCAGCAGCUGCUUUCGAGCCAGCCGAGCGCAGUCGUUCCCAAACUCUCCGGGCACCGCGCCUUCAAAAAACUGGGCCUGACGGACGAUGAAGAUAUCAAGGUGAUGCUAAAAGGGUCCCCGUUUUGGAAAGUCAAGGCCAAGCAGGCGCAGAAGCAAAGGAUAUAUCGGCUGCAGGAAGACGGCAUGACAAUCUGGUUUGAGACCCGCUUCAAAAAGGCUUACUCCAAACAUGUCUUCUCCAUCCUGCACAUCGAAAGCGUGCGAGAAGGUUUUCAGUCAGAGGGGCUUCGGAAAUUCGGCGGCUCUUUCCCUGAGCAGCAGUGCUUCACCAUCGUCUUCAGGGGGAAGCGGAAAAACCUGGACCUAGCUGCCCGGAGUGUAGAUGAUGCUCAGCGAUGGGUGCGAGGGCUCACAAAACUGAUGGCCAGAGGCGAAGCCAUGAGCCAGCGAGAGAAGCUCGAACAUUGGAUCCAUGACAUCUUGCAGCAGGCUGACAAGAACAAAGACAAUAAGAUGAGCUUCAAAGAAAUAAAAAACAUGCUGCGGAUGAUAAAUAUAGACAUGAACGACAUCUACGCCUACAGGCUCUUCAAGGAGUGUGACAGAUCAAACAACGAUCGCUUGGAGGAAUAUGAGAUUGAGGAGUUCUGCACCCGGCUGAUGGCGCGCCCUGAGCUGGAGGAGAUCUUUCGCCGUUACUCGGGCGAGGACCGCGUGCUGUCGUCUGAGGAACUGCAGGAGUUUCUCCGUGACCAGGGCGAGGAAGCCAGCUUGCAGCGGGCUCAUGAAAUCAUCCAGUCUUUUGAGCUGAACGAGAAAGCCAGGCAGCACAAUCUCAUGAUGAUGGAUGGCUUCAUGAUGUACCUGCUCUCCUCGGCCGGAGACAUCCUCAACCAGGGCCACGCAAGGAUAUACCAGGACAUGACACAGCCGCUGUGCCAUUACUUCAUCUCCUCCUCCCAUAACACCUACCUGACGCAGAACCAGAUCGGAGGCGCCAGUAGCACUGAGGCAUACAUCCGGGCUUUGAUGAAGGGGUGUCGCUGUGUGGAGCUUGACUGCUGGGAGGGGUCCAACGGGGAGCCCAUCAUCUACCACGGCCACACUCUGACCUCCAAGAUCCUCUUCCGGGAUGUGAUUGAAAGCAUCCGGGACCAUGCAUUCAAGCAUUCUUCCUAUCCUGUGAUUCUCUCUCUGGAAAACCACUGUGGACCCGAACAGCAAUCCAAGAUGGCUCGCCACAUGAAGGCUAUUUUAGGGAACAUGCUUGUGACCCAACCACUGGAUGGUGACACGCCCAAACAGCUCCCAUCACCGGAGCAGUUAAAGUGGAAGAUAUUGGUGAAGGCAAAGAAGCUACCAGAGGACAAGGGUGAUCCCGAAAGAAUGAGCUACAUCACAAAUCCUGAGGAAGAAAUGCAGGAGGAAGAGGAAGAUAAGUCUACGCAUUCUCUUCAAGGGAUUAAACCGUUGCAGGCCAAGGAUGCCGGGCAGGUUUCACGGGAGCUCUCUGAUGUGGUUGUCUACUGCCGGUCCGUGCCGUUCCAAAGUCUGUCUCAAGCUCUGCGCCACCAGCAACCUACCGAGAUGUGCUCUUUCAGCGAGCGGAAAGCCAGGAAGCUGAUCAAAGAAUCAGGAAUCCCUUUUGUCCGAUACAACACCCGGCACCUCAGCCGCAUCUACCCGCUGGGUCUGAAGAUGAACUCUGCCAACUACAACCCUCAGGAAAUGUGGAACGCUGGCUGCCAACUUGUGGCGCUUAACUUCCAGACGCCCGGUGCAGAGAUGGAUCUGAACGACGGGCGCUUUUUGGUCAACGGCCGUUGCGGCUAUGUGCUAAAGCCUGCUUUCCUGCGCAACCACCAGAGCGCAUUUGAUCCUGAAGCUCCCAGGGGCAGGACAGGCCAGCGCCCGGUUGCCCUCACUAUCAAGGUGAUCACAGCUCAGCAGCUGCCCAAACUGAACAAAGAGAAGAGCUCCUCCAUCGUGGACCCCUUUGUGCGUAUCGAGAUCCACGGAGUCCCUGGGGACUGCGACAAGAAGCAUACCGAAUACAAAUUAAACAACGGAUUCAAUCCAUGUUGGGACGAGACGCUGACUUUCCAGGUUCGGGUGCCAGAGCUGGCGCUGGUGCGAUUCGUAGUGGAGGAUUACGACACAACUUCCUCCAACGACUUUGUGGGGCAGUUCACUCUGCCGUUGCCCAGCCUGAAGGAAGGCUACCGGCAUAUCCACCUGCUCUCCAAAGAUGGGACUUCUCUGUCUCCAGCCACGCUGUUUGUGCACGUCAGAUGCAGGAAGAUGUGAAAGGCGUUGGAUUGUCAAGAAUCCAAAUCAAAUCUGGCCUGCAGUGGAGGAGUGGCUCUGCUGAUUCCGAUAACCGGUCGCCGCUCACCCAGGUGUGUGCAUCUGGACCACACUGAAGAAGCAGCAUGCCCCAGCCCCCCUGGUCUGGGCUGAACCGGGUGUGCAAGCAAACCCUCGCUUGGAGAGUCCAACUCGCAUUAGGGUUAGAAGACUGAAAAAACCUUUGUGCUAUUGAAAAUAAACAGCCCAAGCGGUGUAGCAACUCCUAGAAAAUCUCUCUUCCGGACAGGGUUUUUAGAUCGGGGAGAGGGCCCUGGCCCACCCUCUUCCCCAUUAUGGUUUGGGAAGGGACCACGAGAUGGGAAUAUCUUCCUUAAGUUUCUGGCAGUUGCACGGCUCUCGUGAGAAGUAGCAAGUGAAAAGAUUCGUUGAACUAUCUUGCGUAGCUCUUGUUAGAACAGGGAUUUUGAGAACGGAGGCAAGGAGGAGCAGAGCUUUGAGGGUUGUGAGCAAUCUGCCGGUGGACGGAUCCUGCUCAAGGCUUCUAGUAUGGCCCUCUAAGCUGCAGAGGAAUGUGAGCCACAGACUGAACUGAGCCUAGGCUAGCCUGCCCAUGACAAUAAGGGUUUGGAGAGGAUUGGCCCAGCAAAGUGCACUUGGUAGGAAGUUGGGUUGAUGCCGUAGGAAACUCUGCCUUUGCUUCUUUAGGAAAUAGGCCAUUAGUCCUAUUCAACUGGCAGUCAGCUUGCGAAGCCAGUCCAGACUUUCAGCUAGAAACGCUUAAGCUAGCAGAUCAUCAGUCUAAAUCACAAGCCACUGACUUCCGAUUGUCCCAAAAGAGCAGGUCAGAAUUCAUAUUAUAACCCACCACUAAUCUCUCAAAGUAGUACUGUAUAUAUUGGUCCAAGCGUUAGCAAAUUACGGUAAUAUUAGCGUGCCGAAAGAGUUCACGUACAUGUCACACUAUAUUUUAAGAAGCUAGGCUCCGAACACUUUUUCCCUACUGGUUCUUUUGAAGAUGGGAUUGCUAUAAGCUGUCCUGUCCUUCAGGACAAAAAGGCUUGCUACAUCCACAAUAGCAUUUUUCUCUUGGUUAAUUUGAAAAGGGCACAUUAAUACACCUAAUCUUUCGGCGCUUCGGGUUGUUGCAUCACAUACUUUAAAAGCAGGCGCUAUUAGCAAGUUAACUAGCCAUUUUGCCACACCAUGGGGUCAUUUUGGAGCUCCACUCAACCUUGCCCCUUCUAGUCACUUAAU